Malania oleifera is the source of this 1149-nucleotide messenger RNA. Its product is annotated as signal peptidase complex subunit 3A-like. The record is from RefSeq and is a predicted model, not a curated record. Bases 384 to 887 code for a protein of 167 amino acids. Gene Ontology annotation, biological process: protein targeting to ER. Gene Ontology annotation, cellular component: signal peptidase complex; membrane. Lineage: Eukaryota; Viridiplantae; Streptophyta; Magnoliopsida; Santalales; Ximeniaceae. The transcript has 6 exons.
CUCAGUUGGCCGGACGGAUCUUGGGAGUGCCUUUCACGAGGUCAUGGCUUUCUCCCCUCCCGGGUUCGAUUCCUGUGGCAGGCUCCUGAAAUUUAUCCUCUCCGUGGGCUGUGGGGCAGGCUGGCACGGGGCACAGGAUUAGUCGCGGACCGUUAGACGGACGUGGACACCCGGAGCGAUAUCUAAAAAAAAAAAGAGGGAGAGAGUAAUGAUGAAAUAAAUGCAUAAGAUGCUUAUUUAUUGGGCACUAUUUAUAUUUUUUAAAUUUAUAUAAUAGGAAAAAUCAAAGAGUUCAGUUGCCUCUGAUUCAAUUCAAAGAUUCAUGGCAUAACGAAACUCGCUACAGAGGAGAGACCGAGAAAGAGAGAGAAGAGGCAAGAAGAAUGCAUUCGUAUGGGAACAGAAUGGGCAAUCUGUUGACGGUAGCAGCCUUAUCACUGGGCGCAAUAUGUGCAAUGGCCUCUCUCUGUGACCAUCUCCACGUUCCUUCUCCUUCAGCUCAUGCUCAGGUGCUAAAAAUCAGUCGGUUUCGGAAGCACCGCAGUGGUGACGAUGAGGUGGGCCUGGAAUUAAAUGUCUCAGCAAAUUUACAGUCGACAUUUACAUGGAACACAAAGCAGGUUUUUCUCUUUGUAGCAGCUGAAUAUGAAACCCCAAAGAAUUCAAUUAAUCAGAUAUCCCUAUGGGAUAGGAUUAUUCCUGCUAAGGAGUAUGCGGACUUCUCAAUCCACAUCAAGAACAAGUAUCGUUUCACUGAUCAGGGAAAUAAUCUCCAGGGCAAAGAGUUCAACUUGACAUUGUGCUGGCAAGUCAUGCCAAAGUCUGGAAGGAUGUUUGCUGACAAGAUUGUCAUGACAAGAUACCGCCUGCCAGAUAAAUACCAAUGAACAUGUCUUUAUGGAUUUAUUAGUAUCUCUGUUAUAGGACAGAUGAAGACUAGAUCAAGAUUUUCUUCUUUUUCUUCUCCUUCUUUCUUCCAAAGGUUGGUCCAAAAUGAAAAUUAUUUCGCGAUUUACUGGGGGAAGUUAGGUGAAGGAAUGCCUUCCCUAAUUGAUUUAUUUGAGUACAAUCCACAAUUGAUUUAUUUUUUUCCGAUGGAUCAAUGACCUUAACAUAUUGAUGCAGAAUGCAUGAAAAGCCUUUUUAAAA